Molecule: messenger RNA, 741 nt
Organism: Sphaeramia orbicularis (orbiculate cardinalfish)
Lineage: Eukaryota; Metazoa; Chordata; Actinopteri; Kurtiformes; Apogonidae
Gene: mvb12bb
Product: multivesicular body subunit 12Bb
Exons: 9
Coding region: 1-741 (246 amino acids)
Biological process (GO): viral budding; virus maturation; regulation of epidermal growth factor receptor signaling pathway
Cellular component (GO): late endosome; ESCRT I complex
Source: RefSeq, a predicted model, not a curated record
AUGACUGAAGCCAACCAGAAGCUGCCUACAGACCCCAUCACUGCAGUUGGAAUAGUCACAUCACUCAGCAAGGGCCCUGAUGGCUACUUUGUUGUUGCACAAACAACAGAUGGCUCUGACGCCGACCUGUGGAAGGACGGCUUAUUCAAAUCCAAGGUCACUCGCUACCUCUGUUUCACCAGAAAAACUGGGCCUGAUGUUGUGGUGGAUAUGAAGCUGAUUGACAUUAAGGACACGUUGCCAGAGGGCUUCACACCUGUACAAGAAACAAUGGACAGUAAGGAAACUGCCACAAGGAAGAAGAGGCUCUGUGUGAAAAUCAGCCCUCGUGCUGCUGCCGAGACAGCUGUAUAUGACAUCCAGAUCGUUGCGAAGUCCAAGUACCAUCUUGUUAACUACACGUGUAUAGGCGAGAUGAACAAUAUGGGGAUAUGGUAUCGAGAAGGAGACAUUGUUCAGCAUCAGUCAUCCAUGGAAAAGUCCAGUACAGCCAGUAGUGAUGCCCCAGCCAACGCUGCAAGCAGGAGGACCACGAGCAGGCCAGAUUAUGAGCACCAGAUCAGUGGAAGCCACACCAAGACAGCUCUGGACGACAUACCCUUUCUGAUCUCUGAGAAGUUUCAUUACAAGCCGCAAGAGAUGCAGCAAGUCAAUUUAAUGGGCAUUACGAUCAAAUCCCUGGCAGAGAUCGAGGAGGAAUUCAACUACAACUUCAGCACCGAGCUCAGCAUCGCUCCAUAA